AUAAAAAAUAAAUGCCAAAGAGUUUUAUUUGAUAAAUGAUAACACCACAUCACCAUCUUUUUACCGUCUCUGUUUACAAUGUUAUCCAUUUUCUGCCAAACCGCUCAAAGAAUCAUGGAAAUACCAACCAAACCACCCAUCAUCCAUUGUAAUGACAUCCUCGACAAGGGCAAAAGGGACAAAUCGUGAGUAUACAGUAAACUAUAGCCAUCAGAUUAAAGAACCUUGACUUUAGUUAUAAAAAAAAUGAAAAUAAAUAAUAAAACAUUUCUGUAGAAUAAAACAAAACUGAAAACUCCACUUUUUGCACCUCCUCCCCCUUGCAAACAAAAUAAAGAGAGAGAGAGUACGAUCACUGAGGAAGAUCAAACGCCCAUCACUAUAAACGUACAUCACCGGAAACACCAGUUCCUUAAAACUCUUCACUUUCCUUCCCGUUAAAAACCGCCAUGUCUGAAACCGGUUACCCUGGACACCUAAACCCAACAGCUCCGAUGUUCUUACCGGCGAACCUAAACCCAGUUCCUUUCUUUAUCCCGACAAGAAUCUACCUCCCUCUUCCUCCUCCUCCUCCACCGCCGCCUUACCCUCGUUUCUUCUCUUGUCUCGCCGGACCUCUCCCUCCCGCUCCUCCUCACCUUCUUCCGUCGUUGUCUAUACCGACAAGAACCCUAGUGCUGUUACCAGUCCCCGCUGACGUCAGCGAGUCAUCGAUUCGUCGGGACCUGGAGGUGUUCGGCGAGGUGCGUGGCGUCCAAAUGGAGAGAGCGCACGAAGGUAUCGUGACCGUUCACUUCUACGAUCUGAGAAACUCGCAAAGAGCGCUUAGGGAGAUACGCGAGCGCCACAUGCAUCAGCAACAGGUCCGUUUCGGACGUGGCUACACGGCGGCGCGUGGGCUCGUCUCGGGUAGAACCGUGUGGGCCCAUUUCGUGUUUCCACAUUUCAGGGCGGUUCCCGAGGGGAACAACCAAGGGUCGCUUGUGAUUAUGAACUUGGAACCCACCGUCUCUUCCGCAGCUCUCCGUCAGAUUUUCGAGGCUUACGGGGAAGUGAAGGAGUCAAGAGAGACGCCGUUUAAAAGAGAACAGAGAUUCGUUGAGUUUUACGACGUCAGAGAUGCAGCGUUAGCUCGCCGUGAGAUGGACGGAAAAUCAAUCAACGGGAAACCGAUCAUCGUCCAGUUUAGCCGUCCCGGUGGGUUUAACAAAAAGCUCAUCCUCGCCUCACGCUUCAACAAAAGCUUCCUUUCCAACAUUCACCAUCCACCGCCACCGCCACCGCCGCAUUUCCGUCGUCAAGUUCCAUCUCCGGCGAGUCAGUUAAGAAGACGAGGCCCGGUUAAGGGAAAACCGGUCAACCCCAGCUUCUCUUCCGGUGAUACUGACCGGUACGAGCAAAACAAGAAGCGGUCUAAGAUGCAUACGUCGAAGAAGAAUAGUAUCGUCGAUACUCGCUUCAUCAUAAGCGAAGACGCCAUUGCCGAGUCUAGAGACGGUCGUACCACCGUGAUGAUAAAAAACAUCCCGAACAAGUACACCCAGAAGCUGCUUUUGAAUAUGCUGGACGCACAUUGCAAUGACUGUAACGAAGAGAUCGUCAGCGAAGGGAACCAGAUGCCCAUGUCGUCUUACGACUUUGUCUACCUCCCAAUUGACUUCGGCAACAAAUGCAAUGUGGGAUAUGGGUUUGUGAACAUGACAACACCUGAAGCUGUGUGGAGACUUUACAAGGCCUUUCACAAUAAUCACUGGAGACUUUUCCAGUCGAAUAAGAUCUGUGAGGUCACUUAUGCUCGAGUCCAGGGUCUCGAGUCGUUGAAGGAACACUUUAAGCACUUAAAGCUGGCAAAAGUAGAAAUGGAGUACAAGCCGGUGAUUUUCUCCCCGGCGCGUGACGGGCGGUUGCUGACGGAGCCCAUCGCCAUUGUUGUUGACCCCGGGACCAGACCAGUGGAAGAUAGCUGUCCCUCUCGUGACGAAACUGUCACAUCUUGUUCGUCUUCGAUUGAGAGAAGUGAUGGUUGACGGCGGCGUUUCGGAUGACGAAGGCGAAACAGUAGUGAAGAUUUAAUGAUGGUUUCGGCUUUUAGGCGGCGAUCUAUAAAUAUGUAGCUGUAUGGAUGUCUUUUCAUCUCCUCUCUCUCUCUCUCCACUUUUCUUCUGUCUUUUUUUUUCGAACGACUUCUUUCUUUUGGAUGUUUUAUGUGUAAACUUCGUUUAGAGCAUUGACAUUAUGCCUAUCAAGCAAGGUUUAUCAAAAUAUCGAUUAUGUUAUUAUAAUUUAGUAUUGUAAUUAAAUUAUCAAUAUAAAAACACUUUAUUAUAAGAAGUUAAGCCUUUUUUAAAUGAAAUAUAAGGCCAUUUUCAUUCAGAGUUUUAGUAUUAUUAUAAUUAAAUUAUAAAUAUAGAAAACCUUAUUUUUUUUUGGUCAACUUGUAUUUUAUUAACAAUAAACAUUAAUGCAAGAGAGGCCCAACGAAAGGGCAUGCAAACAAAAGCCUAACGGUAACAACAUAGAAGUCCGAGAGACGAAAGAGUCCAAAAGAAGAACCGAUGACGAGACCUGGCGACGUGUUGAAAACGAAAGUACCGAGGGACACAUGUCAACCAAAGCCUCCUCCGUCUUCACCGACUGGAAGCCACCGCCGGAAGUAUAAUCGGCGAUCCACCGAAACAUACCGGAAACAGGAACCCGUCCAAAGAACUCCGACGACCACUUUAAUGGAAGAUGGAGAAACCUUAAGCCACAACGCCUAAGCCUUCAACAUCAAUACUUUGUUUAUCGGAGAGCAUCAAUCGACCGGAAUCGAGAGCAUAUCCAAAGACAAUGAACAUCAACCGAGAGAAGACAUAAACGUCAAACAGAUCUACGCUUCAUAGAAAGGGUUCAAUUGAAACACAAUCAAUCCAACAACCUCCGAUUUUCCUACAAACAAGCCCAAACACCUUUGUAGAUAUAAGUAAGAUUGAAGAUGAAACAACCACACCAAGGGGAGGAAAGAGACAUCGGAGGAUGGACCAAGAAUCGAUUGAACAGAGAGGAGGCGUAGAUCAAACGAAACCGGGAAAAUUUCGGGGAAAGCUGAACAACACCCGGAGAAGAAGGGUCGAAGUCAGAGUAAAAAGCCGGCCGCCUUUACCAUAGAAGAAGGUGAGACGCCAGAGUCGAUAGCCAGCCAAACGAUGCGAAGGGCGCCACCAAUGCUGGAAAGGAUUCCCAAACCAUGGGCAAAAGGAAGCCGGAGAAGAACCGGCGAUAUAAACGAGAACUCAACUCUCUCUCUGAAAGAUAUUAAGGAGAGAAGAGAGAGAGAGAGAGCUGGUUGUAGAAAACCUUAAUUCAGUAUUAUUUAAAAUUAUAAAUAUAAAACAUGUAAAAGUGAUGAGAGAUGAAAGAACGUGAGAGAUUUAUUUUUUUGUCAUAUGAGAUUUGUCUGUUAGUUAUAAUUAUUUUUUAAAAAUUAAUUACAAUAUUAUAGUAUAUUAUUAUUAAUUAUUAGAAAUUUUGGUUAAGGGUUUGAUCGGUAUUAGUGAGAGUAAAGUAAAAAAAAGUGGGAAACAGCCGGAAGAAAAAAAAAAAAAAAAGUAGAGUAAAUUAUUUUAUUUUAAUUAAACUAAGAACAAAUUUGUGCGUGUGUUUUUCCCUUUUUAAAUAGUAACAAGAGUAAAUAGGUGAAAAUAGUAUUCCAUUUGAUAGGUAUUUUUUCAGUGGGAUUUGGAAUAACAAAAAGUUGGAAGUAAACAUUUACUCUAUAAUGACCAUACGAUUGCACACUAAAACUAUAUGAAUGAUACUCUAAUCAGUUAAUUGUUUUCAAAUAUGUUUUUUAAAUGAGAAUCUUCCUUAUUUUUUUCUUAUUCAUUUAAAUAUUUGAAUGUUGAAAAACCAAGAACGAUUCUACAUAUCCUCAUGCUAUUAUAUUUUUUUCUCCUUGAAGUGUAUGGCAACUUUUUUAGAAGAGAAGAUUUAACAUUUCGAAAAAACAAUUCUGAGGAGAUAUAAUUGAGGUUGUGUGUCAUGCAAGAAGGAACCUUUGUCGUCUAAAUUAAGGUUGUGCAAAAGUAAAUUCAUUUUCUAGAUAUUUUUCUGUCUUUCUUGAUCUCGACUGUAUACAAACUAUGGGUUUGAAGUUGUUUAACGAAAAAAAGCUGGCUACCCACAUAAUCAUAUAGCGUCGUUACCCACAUAAUCAUAUAAAUACAGUUUUCCUAUAAAUGGACUCUACAUAAGUUAUAUACGCAUUAAUACCUGCAUCAACCGAAAACGUACGGUCACUUUUCACGUUUUAUCUUUCUUUUCAUAUAUCUUGUUGUCACUUGCCUUUUUUCAAUCUUUAUUGAGGAAAUGAUGUUUUGCGUAUUUACUAAUUUUGUAUGAUCUCUAGUCAAUAAAUUAAUUGCUUAAUAUUUUUCAAUUUCUUGUUAGAAAUUUAAAACACUGCAUUCAAUUUUUGGUUUGGAUUUAUUCUGGUUUUGAGAUUUUAGAGUUAGAUAAUUAAGACAGAAGACAUUUCCAAUGAUUGUCAUAAAAUUUUAAUGAGUUUGAGUUUUGCUUUAAUGGUUGUUUUUAUUUCUUCUUUAAAAUAAAAAAUUCAAAUAUAUUUUAUUGUUAAUACUUAUUAAUCUUUUCGUUUCGUUCUAAAUAUCGUUUCAGAUUUGUGCACUUAGAUUAAAGAAACAAUUAAUUUUGUAUAUUUUCUAUCUAAAAACAAAAUUACCUAUACACCUAACUAUAUUUCAACCAAUAAAACAAAUUGUUGAAUAAAAUUAAUAAAUUUUGCAUUGAAAGUCGCAAACGAUACUUAUUUUAUAACCAAAAAAAUUAUUUAACUAAAUCUUUAAUUUAUAUAUAAAUUUAGUUUCUCAAAAGUAGACAAUGAUUUAUGAAUUUAUAAUUGUAUUAAUGAAAAUAUUAUUAAUUUCAAUAAAGUAUAAAAUACAAAUAUUUAAGCUUUUAGAUAUAAAAUAAAAUUAUAUAAGAAUUUAAGAAUUAAUUUUAAAAAUGAGGUUGUGAAUAAUAUUAUCCCAAAUUCGAGAAGAUAUUAUUCAUAUCCUUAUACUACCUCCGUUCCUGAAAGUAAGAUGUUUUAGAUUUUUUUCUUGUUCCACAAAGAUAGAUUUUCUAUAUUGUUAAGGUACUUUUUUAUACUUUUGAGGAACAUUAAUUGAGAAUAUUUGAAUUGAUUAAAUUUCAUUGGUGGAAAGUUAUUGGAAAGUGUAUAAUAAAGUAAAAAAUAAAUUAAAUUA
Messenger RNA from Brassica napus (rape), 5249 nucleotides. RefSeq names its product protein terminal ear1 homolog. The record is from RefSeq and is a predicted model, not a curated record. Gene Ontology annotation, molecular function: RNA binding. The transcript is spliced from 5 exons. NCBI's taxonomy places the organism in Eukaryota, Viridiplantae, Streptophyta, Magnoliopsida, Brassicales, Brassicaceae. Bases 450 to 2027 code for a protein of 525 amino acids.